Molecule: messenger RNA, 1466 nt
Organism: Octopus bimaculoides (California two-spot octopus)
Lineage: Eukaryota; Metazoa; Mollusca; Cephalopoda; Octopoda; Octopodidae
Molecular function (GO): metalloendopeptidase activity; zinc ion binding
Source: RefSeq, a predicted model, not a curated record
CUGGAAGAUACUGUUACUGUGGAAAUAGCUACAACAAACUGGGUGUGUCCAGAGGCUGUACCAUGCGCUGUAGUGGUCAACGCUAUCGAAAAUGUGGUGGUUCCUUAGCUCUCUCUGUUUACACUGCAGGACAAUCUCACUACCGAGUGGGCAGGUGUGGUGGAUACCCAGCGAAAUGCUACCCCGUCAUGACUGACGGACAAGAAAAGGAUCUCUUGUUUCUGCAACUAAAUCCCACUCACCCAUGCAAACAAAAUAUCUGUGCUCCUUUCGGAACAUGCGUUGCAACGACAAGCGACGGAUUCUUUUGCAAAUGUCCCACUGGAUUUUCAGGAUCACGAUGUCAAACGAGAACAGUACAAACUACUACCAAUCAGAAGUGCCCUACCGACUACCAACCGGAAUCUUGCGCAUGUCAAAAGAAUGACUGUUAUGGAGCGAAACUCCAAAGUGGUUUAUGCUAUACAAAUAGGGGAAAGUCAGAGCUGGCCGCUGUCACCUCCUCUGCAUAUGUUGGCUCUCGAGCCACUGCUGCGGAAAUUGGAACAGUUACAAGGCCUCCUUUUCGAAAUUGGACUCUGGGGAGCAGUGUCGGUGUACGCAGACGACGUUACCGUCAUGGUGUCGGACGACUCCAAAGUGGGGAUGAAUAUUUUUGUGCCUGCAAGAACGGAGGUACCUGUGACAUCAAAUCGAAUACCUGUAUUUGUCGUCCGGGUUAUACAGGUGCAUUCUGUGAAGAAUACGACUACUGCAGCUACUGGGAGAAAGCACAUAAGAAAGCUGCAUGCAACAAUGCCGGUAUUUGCCGCUCAGUUGAACUAGUACAGGUUAAGGCUACAGGAGGUGACAACGCCAGAGAUGUGUGCCAACUUCCGUUCACCUUUAAAAAUCAAACGUUUUCUAGAUGUAUCACUAAUAACAAGAUCGGACCGCCAUAUUCUUGUGGUGGCUCUUUUGAUGGCAACGAUACCUACAUAGAUUUAGGCCAGUGGAGUCCAGGACCGAAAUAUACCAUAGCAGCUUGGGUGAAACCAACUUUGAUGGACCAGACAAACCGGUUAAUAGCUGGUGGAAUAUAUAACUGCUUCCAUUUCGGUAUUGCCUAUCAACACGGAAGAUUUCAAGCGUUUUACAGUCCGCCAGGCAAGUCGAACCUUUGUACCAUACCAAUGACCUCUUCUAACACUCAGUACCACCUACAUCAAUGGCAUUCGGUAGCAGUUGUCAACACUGGAACUGAAAUCAGUUUAAUUACUAAUGGUAAAAAGGUUAAUUCUAAGAAGUUUAGGGAGUACCGUAAUAUAAUCGGAAACCCUAAAACUCUCAACUGUACCCAUUGCUGGAGUUUAGCGUCCCCACUCAGCCCAAAGCAAUAUCUGCGUACCAAUGGUUUCUGGGUUAUUUCUCUUCAUCGGCAAGGAAUAACGGCUCGGCUAGAGAUGGCGCCUUGUUCGAAAAUAUAA